GGCGCGGAGCGGGCACUGCAGAGCCGGCAGCGCUCCGGGUGCAACGCCCGAGCCUCGCCGGAGAAAGGGGGGCACCCGGGCGGGGAGGGGGGACGAUGCUAGUUGGCUGGGGGGGAGGGUGGAGAGAGGGGAAAAAAAAAAGAGAAAGAUUAAAAAAGAGGCAAGGGCCCCCCCUCACCCUCCUCCCUCCUCUGCCCGGUCCCUUCCAGCCCCGGCACACACACACACACACCCCAUUGAUCAAUAUUUGGCUGUCUUGCUGCAACUUGCUGCAGUCUUUUAAAGGAGUAAUAGAGAGAGAGGGAGAGAGAAAGGGGAACUGACAGGAAGGGGUAAGGAGCUACACAUGUCACAUGUGCUUUCUAAGACGGCCAGGAGCAUCUGCAGGCUGGAUCUGGUGGAGGAUGCUGCGGCAGGUGAUACACAGAGGGCUCCAGUCGUUUUUCUACAAGCUGGGCUUAUUCGUGAGCAGGCAUCCGGUGUUUUUCCUCACUGUGCCCGCAGUCCUGACCAUCAUCUUCGGCUUCAGCCUGCUCAACCGCUUCCAGCCUGACACUGACCUGGAGAGCCUGGUAGCCCCCAGCCACAGCCUGGCCAAGAUCGAGAGGAGCUUAGCCAGCAGCCUUUUCUCCCUCGAUCAAUCCAAAAGCCAGCUCUAUUCGGACUUGCACACCCCGGGGAGGUAUGGCAGGGUGAUUCUCCUCUCCAAACCCGGAGGCAAUAUUUUGCAUCAGGCUGAUGUGAUCCUGCAGAUCCACCGAGCCGUGCUGGAAAUGAAGGAUGGAAGGAGCAGUUUUAUUGGCCACCAGCUCGGAGGGGUCUUGGAAGUGCCAAACAGCAAGGACCAGAGAGUCAAAUCAGCCAGAGCCAUCCAAAUCACUUACUACCUCCAAACGUAUGGCUCUGUCACCCAGGACCUCAUUGGGGAGAAGUGGGAGAGUGAAUUCUGUAAACUGAUGCACAAGAUGCAGCUAGAUCACCAAGAUCUGCAGCUCUACUCACUAGCGUCCUUCAGCCUCUGGAAGGACUUCCACCAGACCAGUCUUUUGGCCAGGGGCAAGAUUUUGGUGAGCCUGAUGCUGAUUCUCCUGACUGCUACCCUCUCGAGCUCCAUGAAGGACUGCCUGCGUAGCAAACCUUUCCUGGGACUCUUGGGAGUACUCACUAUCUGUAUUUCCAGUGUCACUGCGGCAGGGAUAUUUUUCAUUACUGAUGGAAAAUACAAUUCUACUCUGUUGGGAAUCCCUUUCUUCGCUAUGGGUCAUGGAACCAAAGGAGUGUUUGAACUUCUUUCAGGAUGGCGUCGAACCAGAGAGAAUCUGCCAUUCAAGGACAGAGUAGCAGAUGCCUACUCAGAUGUCAUGGUCUCCUACACAAUGACAAGCUCCUUGUAUUUUAUAACCUUCGGCAUGGGUGCAAGUCCUUUCACCAACAUUGAAGCUGUAAAAGUCUUUUGCCAAAACAUGUGCGUCUCUAUCCUGUUGAACUACUUCUAUGUCUUCUCCUUCUUUGGUUCCUGCCUGGUCUUUGCUGGCCAGUUGGAGCAGAACCGUUAUCACAGCAUCUUCUGCUGUAAAAUCCCUUCAGCAGAAUACCUGGACCGAAAACCUGUGUGGUUCCAGACCAUGAUGAACGAUGGCCAUCAGCAUACUUCUCAUCAUGAGACUGACCCGUACCAGCAUCACUUUAUCCAGCAUUUCCUCCGAGAGCAUUACAAUGAGUGGAUUACCAACAUAUAUGUCAAGCCAUUUGUGGUGAUACUGUAUCUCAUCUAUGCCUCUUUCUCCUUUAUGGGGUGCUUACAGAUUAAUGAUGGAGCCAACAUUAUCAACCUUCUUGCCAGUGAGUCUCCAAGCGUCUCCUAUGCCCUCAUACAGCAAAAGUAUUUCAGCAACUACAGCCCAGUGAUAGGUUUCUACAUUUACGAACCUCUUGAGUACUGGAAUGGCACUGUGCAAGAAGACCUAAAAACACUAAGCCAGGGCUUCAAUACAGUGUCCUGGAUUGAACAGUAUUACCAGUACCUUCGAGUGGGUAACAUCAGUGCAACCAACAAAAGUGACUUUAUCAGCAUCCUCCAGAGCUCCUUUUUAAAAAAGCCAGAAUUCCAGCACUUCAAAAAUGACAUAAUUUUCUCCAAAGCUGGAGAUGAGAACAACAUAAUUGCCUCUCGUUUGUACCUGGUGGCCAGGACUAGUGAAAACACACAGAGGGAGGCAGUAGAAUUGUUGGAGAAGCUGAGACCCCUCUCUCUUAUACAGAGCAUCAAGUUCAUUGUGUUCAAUCCUACUUUUGUUUUCAUGGACCAUUAUGGUUUAUCAGUAACUAUGCCUAUCCUGAUUUCUGGUUUUGGCAUCUUGCUGAUGUUAAUACUGACCUUUUUCCUGGUUAUUCAUCCUCUGGGAAAUUUCUGGUUAAUUCUCAGUGUCACCUCAAUAGAGCUGGGUGUCCUUGGCUUGAUGACCUUAUGGAAUGUAGACAUGGAUUGCAUUUCUAUACUGUGCCUUAUCUACACUUUGAAUUUUGCCAUAGAUCACUGUGCACCCCUGCUUUAUACAUUUGUACUAGCUACCGAGCACACCCGAACUCAGUGUAUAAAGAACUCCCUCCAAGAGCAUGGGACAGCCAUUUUGCAGAACGUUUCUUCUUUCCUUAUUGGGUUGGUCCCCCUUCUCUUUGUGCCUUCAAACUUGACCUUCACACUGUUCAAAUGCUUGCUGCUUGCCAGCAGUUGCACACUUCUGCACUGUUUUGUUAUUUUGCCCGUCUUUCUGACCUUUUUCCCACCUUCCAAAAAGCACCACAAGAAAAAGAAACGGGCCAAAAGGAAGGAACGAGAAGAGAUCGAAUGCAUAGAGAUUCAGGAGAAUCCUGAUCAUGUUACAGCAGUCUGAAAGGCUUAGUAAAAAUAGUAAUAUAUUCUCUUUUUAAAAAAGCAUUGCACAGAGAUGCAGGGAAAAUAGAGCGAAGAUCUCAGCUGCUUGUGCUGGCCAGGUCUGACAAGGCAAAGGAAGAUCAAGAAGGGGUAUUCAUGACAUAUCAAGGUGCAAACUUUUUUUGACAAAAAUAAUGAAAGUAAAAUUAAUCUCAAAUGUUUCCUUUGGAUACUCAUUCUUCACCAGGGAAGAGUCUGUUAGCCAUUAAGUGUUCCUGAAUCUCAAACUGUAGCUCUAAUGGAUACUGCUUGAUCUGUCAUACUGAAGCAAAGGUGGAAAAAAAAAAAAAAGAGUCACAAUUAAGUACAGAGUAGAGAAAAAGACAGAUUUGUUGGAUAA
Messenger RNA from Strigops habroptila (Kakapo), 3275 nucleotides. RefSeq names its product patched domain containing 4 (gene PTCHD4). Bases 354 to 2894 code for a protein of 846 amino acids. Gene Ontology annotation, cellular component: membrane. NCBI's taxonomy places the organism in Eukaryota, Metazoa, Chordata, Aves, Psittaciformes, Psittacidae. The record is from RefSeq and is a predicted model, not a curated record. The transcript has 3 exons.